Messenger RNA from Symbiodinium sp. CCMP2592, 1851 nucleotides. The record is from the annotation of a GenBank genome assembly. Lineage: Eukaryota; Dinophyceae; Suessiales; Symbiodiniaceae.
AUGCCAUCUUGGAUUGCAGACCAGUGGAAAAACUUAGAUUCCAGGGAGAAUCUUCGAUUGUGCUUACUGGAAGCUAUCAAAGACAUCGGCGUCCAGAGUGAUGCUGAGACUCGGAAGAAGGUCAAGGCAAGAUUCGUGACCAGAGUCACGAUACGUUCGAAGGAAACCACGCAGGAGAUCAAGGGGGCCUGGUGCACGGAGCAGAAACUCCGGGUGGAAAUGAAAUACUCGAGGCUCCUGGUCAUUCCAUUAGUCAAGACCACACUUCCUUCUUUCGUGUCCAACGGCAAUGGUAUAUCUCAUGCUAUAGCAGCUGAGGCAGCUGAUUCAGAAGAUAAUCUCGUACUGCCGCCGCUUUCCAAAGCUGCUCGUGAGGUGCAAAGCAUCACGGAGCCUUGGAAAUAUGACCCGGACGUUGAAGAGUACUUCGUUGAGAUUUCUGAUACGCAGACCUUGCGCCAAAGCGAGCUGGAACAGCUUCAACAAGAGGAGGCUCUGGAUGAGGAGGCUGCUGACAAAGCCAUGGAGGAUAUGAAAUCUGACUCCGUGGUACCCUUGUCUUUCCGAGCUGCUAAUUGCCGUGGGCCUGUUGGGAGCUACAAAGAAACCAAUCAAGAGGUUGUGGACGAUGUGAAGAAGUUUAUGGCUGCGAUUAGUGCCAAACAUGCAACACUGGCGUCUUGGUUGACCCAGCUCGACGGCCCCACGGUCGAGCGGGUGGAAAAGUUCCGAGAUCAGUUGGUUGAUAUCAACAAAUCGUUGGAUGAAUGCAAUGAAGAAAUGGCUGAUCAUUUGCUUUCUGCGGAGAUGGAUGACUGCCCAAAAGAUCAGCUGCUGGAGAAGAUCGCCGCCACGAAAGCCAAAGCACGUGCACCGUGUGCCAAGCUGACUGCGAAAGAGAACAGCUUCAAGUGCGAAGCUUACAGUCGCCAAUCGGUCUGCUUAAAGCAGAUUUGCAAAGCGAUGACUUUGCUGGGGGUGGCAGUCUUUUCUGCCGUGCACAUGACAGUCUGCUUCAGUUCCGUGCCAACCGUCCAGGCAGCAUCGGGCGCAAUCUCGCUGAUCAAAUCGGCCCGGGACGCUUACCGCACUGUCUUCAAGCAUGAGCUGGGGCUGAAGGUCCGUAUCAGCAAGAGCAGCUGUGGGGGACAGCAAGUCGAAUGGAUUCGACCAUCAGACUACUUGAAAUUUAUGGACGAGAAAUCAAAGCUUGAGUUGGUUCUUGGGAAACCUACUUUGGCGGAAGCUGCACCAGCCCUGGAACACUUCUGGAAGCGCUACGAAGCAAUCAAUCCCUCACAUCAGGUGUUUGAGAGGGCCAGGCAGGGCCGCUUGGUUCUGUCCCAAACACUACCUUUCUACUUCCAUGCAGACGAAGGCCGAACCCUGAAGAAGAAACCGGUCUUUAUUAUCCAAUGGCAGCCAUGCUGCGGCAAAGGAGUGGGUCGAAAGAACGAUCCUGCCGUCAUCAAGGCUCGGCUUGAAGAGCUUGAGCUGCAGCCGAACUUUAAGGGGCACUCUUUCGUGACCCGGUUCUUGGCUGGCUUGCUGAUGGGUUCGAGCUAUGCUGACAAGCCUGAAGUUCUGAGCGAUCUGAUCGAACAUAUUUGUUUGGAUAUGCAAGACCUCGGCGACAAUGGUAUUGAGCUUUCGCAGGGGCAUCUUUGGUUGUGCCCGAUUGGCAACAAAGGCGAUUGGAGCUACCUAGUGCAGGUGGCUAAUUUGACGCGAUCAUAUCGGAAUGCCCCAAAGCGUGCCUCCUCCAAGGCGCCCAACAAGUGCAUCUGCCAUUGGUGCAUGGCUGGUGCACCAGCUUUUCCGUAUGAAGAUGUGUGCUCUGUACAGACUUAA